This is a messenger RNA of Solenopsis invicta (red fire ant), 2964 nucleotides long. Its product is annotated as sentrin-specific protease 1. Gene Ontology annotation, biological process: protein desumoylation. Gene Ontology annotation, molecular function: deSUMOylase activity. Gene Ontology annotation, cellular component: nucleus. The record is from RefSeq and is a predicted model, not a curated record. The coding region runs from base 398 to 2167 and encodes 589 amino acids. The transcript has 3 exons. Lineage: Eukaryota; Metazoa; Arthropoda; Insecta; Hymenoptera; Formicidae.
AGAGAAUGCAAGUGGAACUGGCGGGAGUGGUCAACCUGCUUCGUAUGUAAAGUGUCGAGUGCGAUAUGUGAGAGAUACGCCACUGCUGGUUAUGUUCUCGACGUUUGCCAAAUUAAAUGUUCCAUGGACGACAAAUCGCACGUUUGAGAAACCGAAUGGGAAAACAUCGCCCGGACUAGCCCUUCUUCUGAGUUGUACGGCGAGUUCAACGCAGAUUUCGAGUUGAAUUUUUAUUAUCGUCUUUCGCAGAUUUAGAAUCUUCAAUAGAGAUCAAAUGAGAAACAGAUCAACGUUUACUUAUUUGUGUUUUUGUCUCAUUUUCCUAAGAACCACAUAUUGAGCUACAUUAAGCAUAUGUUGGACAAUAAUAAAAUCAGAAUAUAUACAUGUGUUAACAAUGACCAUGAUAUUUGAUUUUCUGAAGAGAAUCUUGGGCUGGGUGGAUGAAAGCUCUAAGAAACGGAAUAGCUGGGUGGAUGAAGGUUCUAAGAAACGAAAAACUUCCGAGGACUGUAACUUUGAGGAGGAAUAUGUAACGCCCAAGAAAUUUAAAUCCAAUUGUAAUAUAGCACAUACAAUGGACUAUUUUUCUGUUGAUGACAGCGACGAUGACGAUAUCAUCUAUCUGGGUGAGCAGAAGUGUUCGCCAGUGCGACCGUGCGCACAGUUGAAUGGCACUCGUAAGAAACAAUCGCAAUCUUAUGAAUAUUGCAAUAAAGUUAUGUCUCCCAGUUGUAAGCCCACUUGCUCACAACUGCAUCAUAAUAAACCGAGCAUGGAGAAUUUUUUUCAUCACAAACACAGGAUGCCGGAUACCUGUCACAAGUCUCCCACAUUAUCCAAAACUAAUCAGUUGAAAGAAAAAUAUCAAUAUGAAGAGAUGCUGCAGAAUCUGUUACCAAAUAGGAUACAGGUAUUGGACAAACGUGUAGAAUUCACUCCUGCGCACAAAUCCAUAGAAGUGAUUGAUCUAGAAAAGCAGUCAGAAUUAGCGACGUCUAACAAAAUUCAUUCAUCUCUCAAUGUGUCUAAGGCGACGACAUCACACCACCAUAGAGACUGCAUAUCAAAGCUACACUGUACUAGGAUAGACAGAGAAAAAGUUCCUACUUCUGAUUAUAGAGAGAAGGGUAUCACGGCGAAGUAUUUGCAGCCCAACAAAGUGAUUACAAUUGAUAGACCCAAUACUAGCUCGGCAAAACCUGCUUCUGCAUUAAAGUUGCCUGUUAGAGUUGCUGCGACUAAUUCUUUGCGCGAUGAACUAGCUGCGAAAGCUGUCAUGAGACAAGACUUCAUCCCGCAGGUAACUAAGAGGUACAACGAACGAAUUGAACAACGGCAUAGAGAGGCCGAAGAAUUGAAGAAGAUGACAUGUGUUUUGUCGAAGCACAACAGAUAUGCACGAGAAGCAGCUCUGGAAGAACAAUUGGCACGUUCUAUGAAAGUAUACCUGUCUGUCUUAGACGUUGAGUACGAGCAAGAGGAACCGGCAUUGCCGGCUUUGACCGAUGAGAUGUUGCGAGAAGUGAGGAGCGCUAUUGCACCGGGACCUGGGGGUGAGGUUCUCGCGGAAGGUUUUGGUCUCAGAAUCACACGAAAGGACCUCUACACGCUAGCCGACUUGAAUUGGCUGAACGACGAAGUAAUAAACUUCUAUAUGAAUCUGCUGAUUGCUAGAGGCACAUCUUCAGACAAGCAUCCAAAAGUUCAUGCAAUGAACACAUUCUUUUAUCCAAAACUUUUAUCGGGCGGUCAUUCGUCUCUGAAGCGAUGGACUAGGAAGGUAGACAUAUUCGCGCAGGAUCUUAUGGUUGUGCCUAUACAUUUGGAUAUUCAUUGGUGUAUGUCAAUAGUAGACUUUCGCGAUAAAACUAUUAUUUAUUAUGACAGUAUGGGGAGCAGUAAUCCAAAAUGUCUGGCGGCGCUGAAGCAAUAUUUACAGGAUGAGAGUUUAGACAAAAAGAAACAACCUUAUAACAUGAAUGACUGGAAAUUGCAGUCUGCCAAGAACAUUCCACAACAGAUGAACGGCAGCGACUGUGGUGUAUUCUCUUGCAUGUUUGCCGAGUACGUCUGCGCAAACAAGAAGAUAACAUUCACACAGGAUGACAUGCCGUAUUUUAGGAACAAAAUGGUUUACGAGAUACUCAAGGGUAAACUUUUGUAAGAAGGAUUAUUAUUGCUUUGACAAGUUCAAAAAUAGCCAAUACUAACGAGAAACUCUAUAUUAACACUGAUGCUGUAUUGCAGUAAAACUCGGACGGUUUAACGGCAUUAAAAUAUUGUUUGAAAAUAACAUGUAUUACUAUUCUUAAAAAAAAAGGAGAGAGAGAGAAAGAGAGAGUUUCUUAUGUGCCCUUUCUGCAAUCGCUUAUGCUUUGCUAUUAUAAAAAGAAAAAAAUGUACAAUCUCAAUCUUUUAAACGCAUAAUUCUGUUUUAAAACAUGAAGUGAGAGAGACAAAUGUGUGUUUAUCUUGUAUAAUAAUUAUAAUGUUGUUUGGAUAAAAUGUAAACAAAUAAAUAUAAGUAUACAUGUGCUAUAUAUAUAUAUAUAUAUGUAUGUAUAUGAAAAUGUUUUUGCGUUGUACGUAAGACGGUGAUGUAAGCUGAUUCAUUUUUAACGAGCCGUCGACAAAAAUCAUAAAACUUUUGUUUCUCAAAGAGUUUUAAAUCGCGUAAAGUCGUGAGGAUUUACACAAUUUUUAGGAUACAAAAUUACUCAAAAUAGAUGAAACUAUCCACAACUAUAGCAACACCACAGUUUAAUCUUAAAUCUUGUAUAUUUUCUAUUAAUUUUGAAAUUUGUAUAGUUGAAACAACCAUUAAUUUAUAAAGUUGAUUCCAACUUUGGUUAUUUAACCAUAGUACCAAUACUGGUUUACGAUUAUGCAUAUUAAUACAAUAAAAGCGCGUAUUAAUCCGAAUAGCUUAAAUAACUUCAAAAUAAAUAACUUUAAAGAAUA